GUGUUGUGAGGUAUUAAUAGCACGUUAUUAUUUUUUUUAUUUCAUUUAUUUAUUUACUGAAGGAACGAAAGCGUAAUUCCUUCAUUUUCCUUGUGCCGUCACUACCUCCUCCUCCUCUUCUUUCUUGAUCCUCGUGUCCUGAUCGUCAGCAGAUCAGUAUAUACAGACACUCACCAUGGGAACCUUUAUGGGCCACGUGCUGCCUGGGUCCUUCUUCGCCUCCUUCGGUUGCUGGUGGACUUAUAACGUGUUCCUGCGCUUCCACGCCUGCAGGAGGGCCACGGCACAGGGCGGGGCGGGAUCCAGGUCACCUUAUAUUAACACCUGUACCUUUCCCUGCCGAUGUCUGCCGCGGUUACCUGUGGAGGCCUGCAUGAAGGUGUCUGUGGUGGUGAUUGGGAUGAUAGGAGAGUUCGUCACGGCGUACAAGGGCGGCCACUUCACGCACCUCGGCAACGCACAGCAUAUGACCAUGUACUUUUUCUUCGGUCUGAACGGCGUGAUGGAUAUUCUGACCCACUACCGCCUGCCGCUGCCCCACGCCUCUGACUACGUGUCCGGCGCCCUCGCCUUCUGCAUGGAGGGCGUGCUCUUCCUCUACCACCUGCACGGGAGAACGCCCAUGAAUGUACAGCUACACAUGUUCCUGGUGUACGUGGUGGCGGGGAACAUCGUGGCUAUCCUGCUGGAGAUGUACUACAGAGGGAGCGUAAUGCCAGCCCUUCUUAGAUGCUACUUCACGCUAUUGCAGGGCACGUGGUUCAUACAAGCGGGCUACAUUCUCUACCCUCCAGUCGGCAGCCACUGGGAUGAGAACGACCACGGACAGAUUAUGAUAGUCACCCUCAUUUUCUGCUGGCACAAUGGGGUCGUUUUUAUCCUCAUGCUCCUCGCCUGUUUCCUCGUCCACGCUCAGGUCAAAAUGCUCUCCAACGGCGCCCUGUAUCGUAUCCUGCACCCUCUCACCUCAUCCUUCCCAAACUCCUCCUCCGCUGGUUCCUUGUCCUCCUCUGCCAUCGCUCAGUUUUCAAAGAUGGAUUCAGAACAAGUGCGUAGGAUUAUUGACGAUUCAGACGAGGAUGUGUAGUGUUGUGGUGUUGGUGGUAAGGUUUCAUAAUGUGUUUUAGUUGUUAUUGUUUGCUGUUUGUUGUUUACAUGAUUGGUUUCUAUGUCUGCGAGAGAGAACGGUUCUUUAUUUAUUUAUUUGUUUGUUUUUUUAGUUUUCUUUUUAAUAGUUUGUAGUGAUGCGUGUUUGUUUUUUAAGUUUUUAGUGUUUUUUUUUCUCUAUUGUGUUUCUUU
This is a messenger RNA of Portunus trituberculatus (swimming crab), 1299 nucleotides long. RefSeq names its product transmembrane protein 45B-like. The record is from RefSeq and is a predicted model, not a curated record. Bases 176 to 1087 code for a protein of 303 amino acids. Lineage: Eukaryota; Metazoa; Arthropoda; Malacostraca; Decapoda; Portunidae. The transcript has 5 exons.